AAUAUAUAAAGACCGCCACCGCGUUCACUUGGGACGUAGACACGAUAUAGUCAUAGUGACAUUACACUCUCACUAUUACUUCCAUCCUGUACAAGCCGGAAAUCGCUGACAAGUUUUAACGGGGUGAAAUAUCAAAAAACAAUUACCAUGAAGGCUGUUUUCUUUGCGUUGGUUGCUGUUUGCGUGCUGGCGUCCCAAAUGAUUGCGGCGUCGCCUGUUGGAGAUGGAAAUGGUGACCUUUCUACCAGCCAGCGACAGGCAAUUGCCAGUUUGGCUACCUACAUCCUGAAGAUCGCAAGCUCGAAUGACUACAGCGAUUAUCUGUCUACCGAAAAACGAAAUGCCGAAGUGUUGAACAGUCUGAUCGGUCUUCCUCGGCUUCUGAAGGACAAAGGUCGAUAAAACGAGAACACCUUUGCGCAAUUAGUUUUUGUAUCCAACAGCUAUAACAAAGAUGUCAAAAGCCAUGUUAUUCCUUUAACCAACCUCAAACUGCCACGUCCAGUUUGGCUUUAAUUAACCUUUCGAAUGCCGAUGCCGCUAGUGGCUGUAAAAUUUGAAUUGCUGCGUUACGUCAAUUACCAUCGUGAUCGUGUUCAAUAACAAAUCACUAUAACAAAUCUUCCAGAUCACAUAAUGUGCCGAUUCAUUUUAUGGCCAUUCUGUUACUCCCACUUAAGAUUACUGUUCAGUGCUGCGAUUAUUAAUUGAAAACAGCUAAAUGAAGCCCUGUGGUUAAAAGGUCAUUGUGAUUGCGAUAAAUUCAAGUGCAGCCA
Paramacrobiotus metropolitanus is the source of this 776-nucleotide messenger RNA. RefSeq names its product pigment-dispersing hormone peptides-like. The transcript is spliced from 4 exons. The coding region runs from base 148 to 402 and encodes 84 amino acids. The record is from RefSeq and is a predicted model, not a curated record. Lineage: Eukaryota; Metazoa; Tardigrada; Eutardigrada; Parachela; Macrobiotidae.